CAGACCAGAAAAACAAUUUUAAUCAGACAUUUGACUUCAGCACACGUGUGUCAGACACUUACGUAAUGACGUCAGUCAGCAGCCUCUGACGUACUCCAAAAUGGCGGUGCCCUUGUUGCAAUGGGUUCUGCUGAUGAGCACUUGUUAGCCAACUUAUUGUGAAUAACUGAGCUUUACCGGUCCUGACGUCUGAUUCGGGGUGAUCGACUCUGUCGGCUUGAUGUUAAAGACCAGUGCAGCAGGUCCAUCCUAUGUCACCUCUCCUCAGCCAAUGAAAGACUCCAAAGAGAACUACUCAAUGACCAACCAAGGGAUCCUGGACCACAUUAAGCCAUGCUGGUACUGGGACAAGAAGGAUUUAGCCCACACCCCCUCUCAGUCAGAAGGCCUGGACCCUGGCACAGAGGCCCGGUAUCGGAGAGAAGGAGCACGCUUCAUUUUUGACGUGGGGACGAGACUUGGCCUACACUAUGACACGCUGGCAACUGGUAUCAUUUAUUUCCACCGUUUCUACAUGUUCCACUCCUUCAAGCAGUUCCCCAGAUAUGUGACGGGUGCCUGCUGUCUUUUCCUGGCAGGAAAAGUAGAGGAAACCCCGAAGAAAUGUAGAGACAUCAUCAAGACAGCCCGCAUCUUGCUGAAUGAUGUGCAGUUUGCUCAGUUUGGAGAUGAUCCCAAGGAAGAGGUGAUGGUGUUGGAGAGAAUUUUGCUCCAGACGAUCAAAUUUGACUUGCAGGUGGAGCACCCUUACAUGUUCCUGCUACGCUACGUCAAACAACUCAAAGGAGAGAAGAAUAAAGUGUGCAAGGUGCUGCAGAUGGCAUGGACCUUUGUCAAUGACAGCCUGUGCACCAUGCUGUCCCUACAGUGGGAACCAGAGAUUAUUGCAGUAGCUGUCAUGUACCUAGCCGGCCGCCUCUGCAAGUUUGACAUCCAGGAGUGGACCGCCAAGCAGUCCUCUCGCCGCUGGUGGGAGCAGUUUGUCCAGGACGUCCCAGUGGAGCUGCUUGAAGACAUUUGCCACCAGAUCCUAGACCUGUACUCCCAGGGGAACAAGCCCAUCCCUCAGCAGAUCCAGGAGAAGGAGCGGGCCUCUGUGCCACCACUACCUGCUCCUCCAAUCCCACAGGGACUACCGCCAGUUACCAACCCUCCUCCCCCACCACCAAAGAAGACUUCACCUCAGGGAGGCAGCCCGGCACGCCAGCUCAAGCGCUCACAUACAUCCCCUAAAGAAGAGCCAAAAGCUCCAGAACAAAUUGGAUCAAAGAUUCCCAGACUGGAGAGCCCCAUGCCCCCUCUGCCCACAUCGCUGCCUCCCCCAGAACGCAAACCUGCAGCUCCAGCACCCCCCACAGAAGCAGAACCAGGAAAUGAAGUUGCUCCUCCUCUCCCACAUGCCCCACCUCCACACCAGCCCCCUCCCUUACCUCAUCGCCCUCCUCCGCCUCCACCCUCCAACUACAUCAUGUCCACCAGCAGCUCCUACAUGUCUGGAGAAGGCUUCCAAAGCUUGCAGUCCCUGAUGAAGACAGAAGGUCCAUCCUACGCUCCCAUGCCUCCCAACUAUGCACCCCCAAUACCGCCAUACCACCCCCACGUCUAUCCGCCGCCUGCUGCACCUCCUCCAGGCCCUCCACCCCCGCCCUCUUCGUACCCACCACCCAACUUGCCACCGACCUAUCCACCACCAGGCUAUAACAACUACCCUCCACCCCCUCCGCGCAUGCCGCCAGGCCAUGUGCCCCCUCCAGGUAUUGCCCUUCCACCGACUGGGUACCCUCCUCCACCCCCAGGACAGUCACAAGUACCCCUGCCCCCUCCACCUGGCAUGCCCCUUAACCGUGGUGGAUGGAUGAGAUGAGAGCGUGACAAGUGGAUGAACUGCAGCUAAAGAGCAUGAGUGACCAGGAUCUGAACAGAGGAGGAGUUGGUUCAGCUCCUUUUAGACUUUUGCUAAUGAGGUUCUAUGUGACGGCUUCACAACUAUUAGAUUUGAAAAGUAAAAGUGAGGUCUGGACAGUUUUCGCCAGGUCAGGUUCCCAUGACCUCAGGUACUGUGGUAUAAGGAGAACCUGAUCUGCUGAGAUUCCUGUAAUACUUUUAAAUAAACAGUUCAAACAUGUACAGGAUGGUACUUAUUGUGCCUAGUUCCAGGAACUUGUAACAAAAGCUGUCUGCUGUUUGUUAUUGUUUUGAAAAUGUACCAGGAAAUGUCAGAACCCUAAUCCUUUUUUUCCAUUAUGGUGUUUUUUUUUCAUGCACACUCUGCCACUCAACGUGAGGGGAUGAAAUGUACAAUUGUUACUCAAACUUUAGGAGCUCUAAAGUGGAGUCCUAGAUGUCCUGCUAUAUUCUGUUGGCCUAAUUUUGUAAUUUAGUAAUUUAGUUUGGUAUUUCAUGAAUUCCCAGUCAUACAAGCGGCUCUGUCUCUGCAGUCUGCUUUUCUCUUCACAUUCCAACGUUCUGCUAAAAUAGAAACGGUGCAAAAAACUUGAGCUGGUUGAAAAAGCUGUUCUCUGGUACACAAAGGAAAUAUUGAAAGACACCUGUGAGUGCAUCUGUUCAAACAUGCUGUACACCAUUUUGUCAUUACUAUUUGCUCUAUUAAAAUCCCUAUUACAUAAUAUGAGAUUUUACAUGUACUAUUAUAGGCUGUUUGUCAUACCUGUCUCAUUAUUUUUAGUGACUCUACACAUGAUCUUGAUUAUGACAAACCUCUCAUUAAACCAACCAUGUCUAACACUGGACAGUCUGAGGUAUAUUUGUACAUAUCUGAGCUUUUCAUUUAGCUGUCAUUUAUUCUCUGUUACAGUUUUAGCCAUAUGUGCCUUAGUUAGGCCUCUUCUCUGUAACCUGCACGCAGCUUUGGUUUUUUGUCUGUGUGGCACUUAGGAUAAUAAAGCUUUUCCUACUUUGAACAGA
Notolabrus celidotus (New Zealand spotty) is the source of this 2925-nucleotide messenger RNA. RefSeq names its product cyclin K (gene ccnk). The transcript is spliced from 11 exons. Gene Ontology annotation, cellular component: nucleus; cyclin/CDK positive transcription elongation factor complex. The record is from RefSeq and is a predicted model, not a curated record. NCBI's taxonomy places the organism in Eukaryota, Metazoa, Chordata, Actinopteri, Labriformes, Labridae. Gene Ontology annotation, molecular function: cyclin-dependent protein serine/threonine kinase activator activity. The coding region runs from base 221 to 1864 and encodes 547 amino acids. Gene Ontology annotation, biological process: regulation of transcription by RNA polymerase II; positive regulation of DNA-templated transcription, elongation.